CCCACUUGUCAGUUAAGAGUCUUUGGGAAGAGACAGAAAGCACAGUUGUGGCUGUGGAAGCCAAAUUUUCAUUGUUUGGUGCUGCUUCUUGCACAGUGAAUGCCAGCUGCUCCUUGGUCAGCAUUCCAAUUGGCUUUUGAGUGGAUAAUUGUUGCAGAGAGAGAAUUCACUUUGGAAACAACUAGUGACUGUUUGAACUACUUAAAACACGACCAUGGAAAGAAAUACGUGUGAUUUGCUUUCUCGGAGCAAAAGUGCCUCUGAGGAAACACUACAUUCUAGUAAUGAAGAGGAAGACCCUUUUCGAGGAAUGGAGCCCUACCUUGUUCGAAGACUUUCAUGCCGCAAUAUUCAGCUUCCUCCUCUUGCCUUCAGACAAUUGGAACAAGCAGACUUGAAAAGUGAAUCCGAGAACAUUCCACGACCAACCAGCCUCCCCUUGAAGAUUCUGCCACUGAUAGCUAUCACUUCUGCAGACUCCAGUGGGUGAGUCCCUUGGGAGACAUUUCCCCAUUUUAUGUUUUAUGUGCUUAUUGUUACCUGUAGUCUUUUGAGUUUUGGUAGCUCCUUACUUGAUUUGAAUGAGAGGACAAUGGUCUUUAUAGAGUCAAAAAAUAAAAAAGAAACAAAAAGAUGAUUUUUCGAAGGUAACAUUAU
Heterocephalus glaber (naked mole-rat) is the source of this 657-nucleotide messenger RNA. The record is from RefSeq and is a predicted model, not a curated record. NCBI's taxonomy places the organism in Eukaryota, Metazoa, Chordata, Mammalia, Rodentia, Bathyergidae.